Messenger RNA from Camelina sativa (false flax), 2637 nucleotides. The record is from RefSeq and is a predicted model, not a curated record. Lineage: Eukaryota; Viridiplantae; Streptophyta; Magnoliopsida; Brassicales; Brassicaceae.
AUGGCUGAUGGUCUAGCUGGUCGAAAUGUGGAUGAUGAACAUCAUGAAGAUGAAAAUCAUGGAGAGUUUGAGGAUCCUCCUCUUGCUGGGAACGUUAAUCCUCCUGCUGGUGGAGAUGCUGCCCGUGCAGCUGCUCAAAGAGAAGCUGUGCGCCGCGAAGCUGCCCGUUUAGCUGCUUUUAAUCAAAGAUCGGCAAAUGUUCGACAGACUUUGAGGGAACAUGAUGCUCCCAACGCUGAGAUGUACCGCGGAGGUGUCCAAUAUCCUCCAAUCGCCAGAAAUGAUUUUGAGAUCAAACCGGCACUGUUGGGUUUAGUGAAGCAAAAUCAGUUUCAUGGUCUACCGUCAGAGAACCCAGUUUAUCAUUUGGAGUACUUUGAGGAUAUAUGUGGCACAACGCGAAUGAAUGGGGUACCUGAUGAUGCUGUCAAAUGCAGGUUGUUCUCAUUUUCUCUGAGUGAUAAAGCUCAGCGCUGGUUUAAGUCGUUAAAUGGAGAUACCAUUCGAACAUGGGAUGAGUAUAAAGCUGCGUUCUUGGGACAGUAUUUUACUCAAGCAAGGACUACUCUUCUUAGGAAUAAGAUUUCAGGCUUCCAGCAGCAUGCUACUGUGUCAUUCCAUGAGGCUUGGGAAAGGUUCAAAGACUAUAAGAGAGAAUGUCCUCACCAUGGAUUCACACCAGAAUCACUCAUCAACACGUUCUACAGAGGGGUUGAUGAGAGGUAUAAGAUGGCCCUGGAUACAGCUAGUAAUGGGGACUUCAUGACAAAAACAGAAGGAGAAGCUGAGAUUUUGAUUGAGAACCUAGCUGCUAGCAACAAUAACCAUUGUGUUGACUAUGAUAGGACACUUUUGAGAAGAGAUCAGAGGAGUUUGAAUUUCUGUGAUGAUACUGGUGAUGGUAAGGUUUAUCACAAAGGUGCUGGGGAUGGUUUUGAGGAACUACAAGCUGAGCUGAAUUACGUGAACCAAGGAUAUCAGAACAAUGGUUUCAACCAGGGCUACAGGAAUCACCCCAACCUCUCUUACCAGAGCACUAAUGUUGUGAACCCACAAGAUCAAGUAUAUCCACCGCAACAGUCUCAACAAAAGCAGUUUAUACCAGGGCAAGGAAACUACAAUAAGCCAUUUGUGCCUCAGGAGAAAGGACAGGGAAAUGGAUAUGGUCAAGGAGGGGAUAAUGAAAUGAAGUUGAUGAUGCAGCAGAUUCUUGAAGGUCAGGUGAAUAAUGCUGCUGAAAUCAAUGUUAAGGUGGACAACAUGUAUCGUGAUCUCAAUGGGAAGUUCACAACACUAUCUUCACAUGUUAAAACUCUUGAGAACCAAGUAGCUCAGAUUUCUUCCUCCUCUAUGCGACCAUCAGGUGUUUUACCAGGGAAAAGUGAACCCAAAAAUAAAGAGCAUUGUUAUGCUGUUAUGAUUCAAGAAGAACCUGCAGAAGUUGCUGAAAGAGGUCUACAAGAAGCUGCAAAUGAAAGUAUUAUUUCAGAGAUGGAAGUUCUUGUUGUUGAUGUUGCUGUAGAUGAUGAGAUUGCAGGAGAUGAUGAGCCACCAUACGUUGCACCACCACCAUAUGUUCCUAAGCUCCCAUUUUCAGGUCGUAUAAUGGAAGCUAAAAUGCAAGCUAAAAAGGUGAAAGCUCACUUUGAUGAUGUUAUGAAAGAGUUUCACAUCAAACUCCCAUUCCUAGAGUCAAUUAAGAAUACAAAAACAUACAAGAAAUGUUUGAAGGAUGUCUUGUCUUACAAGAAGAGCAUUGAAGAAGGGGUCAUGAUGAUUUCAACUAGGAAGGCAUAUGUGCAUUUUGAGAAGCAGGAAAAACAUCAAAGGAACAAGGAGAAAACUCUUGCAAUGGCACACUUGAAAGAGGAGGUAGAGAUGGUUAGUUCUGAGUGCAAUGCCAUCAUCCCGAUUGAGAUUCCUAAGAAGGUUGGGGAUCCAGGGAGUUUUGUACUACCUUGCCAAAUUGGGAGAUUCAUGUUUGAGAGAUGCUUAUGUGACUUGGGAGCUAGUGUCAAUUUGAUGCCGCUUUAUGUGUCAGAGCGUUUGGGAAUCACCAAUUUCAAACCAUCAAGGAUCUCCUUAGUGCUUGCUGAUCGUUUUGUGCGAUCUCCAGUUGGGUUGGUGGAGGAUGUGCAUGUUAGAGUUGGGAACUUCUACAUCCCAACUGACUUCACAGUUUUGGAGCUUGAUAAAGAACCACAUGAUCCUCUCAUUCUUGGUCGCCCAUUUUUACAUACCAUUGGGGCUAUGAUUGAUGUUAAAAAGCAGCAAAUUCACUUACAGAUUGGUGACCAUACUCAGGAGUUUGACAUGCAAAGGUUGCUGAAAAAACCUACUAUUGGAGGACAAGCCUUUUCAAUUGAAACCAUAGAUGAUCCUAGGGAUAAGUAUGUGAAGACAUGCAUUGGUUGGAGUGAGGUCAAAGAAGUCUUGGAUGGAGACCUUCAAAUUCCAAUAAAAAAGCUUAGUGCUCCAUGCAAGAUUAAGCCCAAAAGGAUUAAGGAAAAUCCUCAUGUAACCUUAAUACCAAUGAAGUGUGUUGGAGAUACAUUAGAGUAUAAGGUGCAGGGAACCUCAAAACCUUUUUCCAAAGCUAUGAGUAUUCUAACAUCAGAGUUGAAAGGAAAAGGUUAA